This is a messenger RNA of Etheostoma cragini (Arkansas darter), 1869 nucleotides long. It is a transcript of the gene cdc6, whose product is annotated as cell division cycle 6 homolog (S. cerevisiae). Gene Ontology annotation, biological process: mitotic DNA replication checkpoint signaling. Lineage: Eukaryota; Metazoa; Chordata; Actinopteri; Perciformes; Percidae. Gene Ontology annotation, molecular function: ATP binding; ATP hydrolysis activity; DNA replication origin binding. Gene Ontology annotation, cellular component: nucleus. The record is from RefSeq and is a predicted model, not a curated record. Bases 1 to 1869 code for a protein of 622 amino acids. The transcript is spliced from 12 exons.
AUGGCGACCGUUGAGUGUGGAAAGUGUCCAUUGAUCCACUCUCACUGUUUUGAGUGCACCAUCCGGACACAUGUCUCUGUCUAUGUGCUUGUUUCCCCAGGAGUGUAUCUUGUCAGUUGUCCAGCUCUGAUCGAGGCAGUAGAAGGGGACGCUGUGACUCUGCGGGGUUCUCUGCGUCCUCCGGUCAACUUGUCUCCUUACACAGUGGAUCUGAAGAGACCAGACCUCCGUGACGACCUCGUCCACGUGUACCGACACGGACGGGACGAUGUCCUCUCACAGAGUCAUCGCUACAGACACAGAACUACCCUGGUCCACGUAGACCUGGUCCGAGGAGACGUGACUCUGCAGAUCUCCCCGGUAAACCUGUCUGACGCUGGCCGGUACAAAGUCUAUGUCCCAAAACUGAAAGCCCGAUGUGGUUUUAACCUCACUGUUGGUGACGACAGCGGCUGUAACACCGGCGCCGGCCCGCUGGGUUCUCCGCCCAAACAGAGCAGACCGACCGCGGCGUCGCCCAGGAAGCUCGGCUUCGACGAGAACUCGCCGGUCUCAGCUCGCCGCCGGCUGGUCCCGUCCUCGCCACCCAAGCAACCGCUAUCUCCCCCCGCCGCGCCGUCGCCACGGCGACACGCUACUCCUGCCGGAAGCCCCGCCCGCCAAAACCCGGAGAGGAAGUCGCCCGCCAACAAGUCGCGGUUCCUGAGCGUGAAGCAGGCGCUGCACACGGCCGUCCCCGACCGCCUGUUGUCCCGGGAGACGGAGCGGGCGUCCAUCCGGUCCUUCCUGGAGGAGACGGCGCUGCGGCGUCUCCCCGGCAGCCUGUACGUCUCCGGGGCGCCCGGCACCGGCAAGACCGCCUGCCUCAACUGGGUGCUGCAGGAGAUGACGGCGGAGCUGUCCCCGGUGCACACGGUGGUGGUGAACUGCAUGAGUCUGCGGAGCUCCCACGCCGUCUUCCCGCUGCUGGCGGACCGGCUGAAGGCGCCCGGCGGGCCCGGCGGGCUGCAGAGGUUCCUGACGGCCCCGGGACCCGCUGUGCUGCUGGUUCUGGAUGAGAUGGACCAGCUGGACAGCAAAGCUCAGGACGUCCUGUACACCGUCUUCGAGUGGCCGCACCUGCCCAAGUCCCGCCUCUGCCUCGUCGGGAUCGCCAACGCUCUGGACCUGACGGACCGCAUCCUGCCGCGGCUGCAGGCUCGCCCCCGCUGCCGCCCGCGGCUCCUCCACUUCCCCCCCUACAGCCGGCAGGAGCUCAGCGCCAUCGUGCAGGACCGGCUGUCCCAGGCGUCGGCUGAAGGCCUGCUGGAUGCCUCGGCGGUUCAGUUCUGCGCCAGGAAGGUGUCGGCGGUGUCGGGGGACGCCAGGAAGGCCCUGGACAUCUGCAGGAGAGCCGUUGAGGUCGUGGAGUCGGACGAGAGGAAGAAGGCGUCGGACCCGAACGCCGACCCUAAAGCGUCCCGGGUCAGCCUCCCCCAGGUGGCGCGGGUCCUGUCGGAGGUCUACGGCGACCGGAUGGCGUCCCAGGGCGGAGGAUCUGAUGGAGAGAGCUUCCCCCUGCAGCAGAAGCUGCUGGUCUGCUGCCUGCUGCUGCUCACACGCAGCGGGAAGAGCAAAGAGGUCGUCCUCGGGAAGCUCCACGAGGUCUACAGCCGCCUGUGCGCCCAGCGGCAGGUGUCUGCCGUCGGCCAGGGGGAGUGUCUCUCUCUCUGCGGUCUGCUGGAGAGCCGAGGCAUCUUCUCUCUGAAGAAGGCCAAAGAGGCCCGCCUCACUAAGACCGUAUAUGGUCCCUCCUCUUUCCCCCGUGUGGCGCGCUUACCCUCGCGGUGCGAAGCGCGUGUCCGCGUCACCCUUCCGCAUGCACUCUAA